AUGGCUUCUUCAAUGCUGUAUGGAGUUGAGAAUCUUGCAAUUAUAAGAGGAAGAGUGUCACCAAACGGGUUAGGGUUUAACGGGUCGGAUUUGCAUGGGGGAAAAUCUUUCCCCAAAAUUAAUUUGGGCAUUGAGAAUUCGAAUUCUAGAGGUAUAAGUAAGACCCUAUUUGUACCUAAGUGCAGUAUGUCUGUACCAAGGCCAGCUUCACAGCCUAGGUUCAUGCAACACAAAAAAGAGGCAUUUUGGUUCUACAGGUUUAUGUCAAUUGUGUACGAUCAUAUUAUAAAUCCGGCUCAUUGGACCGAAGACAUGAGAGAUGAAGCCAUGGAACCUGCUGACCUCAAUAGCCGUGAUAUGAUAGUAGUGGAUGUUGGUGGUGGGACCGGGUUCUCAACUUUGGGUAUUGUGAAACAUGUUGAUGCUAAAAAUAUUACCAUUUUGGAUCAAUCGCCACAUCAGCUUGCUAAAGCAAAGGAAAAGGAGCCAUUGAAGGAAUGCAAGAUCAUUGAGGGAGAUGCCGAGGAUCUUCCUUUCGAAACAGAUUAUGCAGAUAGAUACAUAUCUGCCGGAAGCAUUGAGUGUUGGCCCGAACCGCAACGGGGCAUCAAAGAAGCAUACAUGGUUCUAAAGAUGGGAGGAAAGGCAUGUUUAAUCGGGCCUGUACAUCCAACCUAUUGGUUGUCUCGUUUCUUUGCAGACAUGUUUAUGCUGUUUCCAGAGGAGGAAGAGUACAUCGAGUGGUUUGAAAAGGCUGGAUUCAAAGAUGUUAAGAUCACGAGGAUUGGCCCAAAAUGGUACUGUGGGGUCUGCCGCCAUGGUCUUAUCAUGGGGUGCUCUGUUACCGCGGUCAAACCCUUAUCGGGGGAUUCACCGUUGCAGCUCGGCCCCAAAGUAGAGGACGUGAGAAAGCGGGUGAACAUGUUUGUGUUCCUUGCCCGCCUUAUCUUGGGUGCAAUUGCUGGUGUCUACUAUGUUAUGCUCCCUAUUUACAUGUGGCUUAAGGACCGGAUUGUCCCCAAAGGUCAACCAAUCUGA
Molecule: messenger RNA, 1038 nt
Organism: Lactuca virosa
Lineage: Eukaryota; Viridiplantae; Streptophyta; Magnoliopsida; Asterales; Asteraceae
Source: the annotation of a GenBank genome assembly